AUGGUUGUAUGGUAUACCUGUUGUAUUGGUUUGCUGAACACCAACAGCAUGACGCCAAGCAAUGAACAAGGUUUUCCUAGGUUUCUAAGGUGGAUAAUAGGUGACAUCAACAAUACAAUAGAGAAAGACAUUAAUGAAGCUAUGAAAAAGAUGCAACCCGGAUGGGUAAAAGCUUGCAGUGAUGAACAACAACAGAUAAUGGAAGAGUACAGAAAGAACAGGCAAGAAAAUAGCAGAGAUGCACUGAAAGAAAAGUUGUACAAAACAAUACAACAAAGAGAUGAAGCAUUGGAAAAGCUUUCUGACUUGAAGGUUAAACAUUUGAAGCUUGAGGAGGAGGAAGGUGAGAAAGGUGAGAUAAGUGGCAAAGUUGAUGAUGUGGAUGACAGUGAUGAUGAUGAUGAUGAUAGUGAUGAUGAUGAGGAAGAUGAGAAAGGCAAGAGAAGUGUCAAAGCUGGUGAUGUGGAUGGCAGUGAUAAAGAGCAGGAGGAGGAGGGUAACGAGGAGACUAACAUAACAACAAAUGCAGUUAAGAGUGAAUAUGCUACUAACAGUACAAUGAGACUAACAGUUGAAACUGCAAAUUAA
Papaver somniferum (opium poppy) is the source of this 588-nucleotide messenger RNA. Its product is annotated as nuclear polyadenylated RNA-binding protein 3-like. Bases 1 to 588 code for a protein of 195 amino acids. The record is from RefSeq and is a predicted model, not a curated record. NCBI's taxonomy places the organism in Eukaryota, Viridiplantae, Streptophyta, Magnoliopsida, Ranunculales, Papaveraceae. The transcript is spliced from 5 exons.